Messenger RNA from Archocentrus centrarchus (flier cichlid), 1526 nucleotides. RefSeq names its product allantoinase, mitochondrial. NCBI's taxonomy places the organism in Eukaryota, Metazoa, Chordata, Actinopteri, Cichliformes, Cichlidae. The record is from RefSeq and is a predicted model, not a curated record. Gene Ontology annotation, biological process: allantoin catabolic process; purine nucleobase catabolic process. The transcript has 11 exons. The coding region runs from base 110 to 1492 and encodes 460 amino acids. Gene Ontology annotation, molecular function: allantoinase activity; zinc ion binding; cobalt ion binding. Gene Ontology annotation, cellular component: cytoplasm.
UGUGUGUGGGCAUCACAUUAGGUAACUGAACUGCUGAGAUUUUAUCUGCAGUGCAGACAAAGAUUAGUGAGAGUCUAGUGUGCUCAUUCAUAGUCAGGAAAACCAAGACAUGGAGCUCGGAUCAGCGGUCAGUGCCGUGAGGAGUAUGAGGGUGCUGGUUGGUGAGGAAGUACGUCCUGCAGUCGUGGUUAUAAAAGACGGGAAAAUACAUGAAAUCGUCCCGAGCUGCAGCUUUUCUGAGGAUGUGGGCUGUCAGGUGUUGGACGUGGGUGACAGCGUGGUGAUGCCAGGUAUCGUAGACUGCCACGUUCACGUGAACGAACCGGGCCGCGCCUCCUGGGAGGGUUUCUGGACCGCCACGAGAGCUGCAGCAGCUGGAGGGGUGACAACGAUUGUGGACAUGCCGCUAAACAGCAUCCCUCCCACCACAACGCUCAGCAAUUUUCACGAGAAGCUGCGGGAGGCGACAGGGAGGUGUUUUGUGGACGUGGCCUUCUGGGGAGGUGUGAUCCCGGGCAAUCAGCUCCAGCUCCGGCCCAUGAUCCAGGCUGGAGUGGCUGGCUUUAAGUGCUUCCUCAUCCACAGCGGGGUGGACGAGUUCCCCCAUGUGAAUGACUGUGAUUUACAUACAGCCAUGAAGCAGCUGCAAGGCACAGGAAGCGCCCUGCUGUUUCACGCAGAGAGGGACGUUCAGGAAGCGAAACAGGAGACUGGUGACCUUUGCCAGUACUCCACCUUCCUGCAGUCCAGGCCAGAUGUUAUGGAGAUUGAGGCUAUUCGUGUUGUCACAGAGCUCUGCCUGCAGUACCGGGUACGUUGCCAUAUAGUCCACUUGUCCUCUGCAAAGCCGCUGAAACUGAUCGAGGAAGCACGGCAGGCCGGCGCUCCUCUGACGGUGGAGACCACCCACCACUACCUCAGCCUGUGUGCAGAAAACAUACCUGCGGGGGCCACACAGUUCAAGUGCUGCCCGCCCAUCAGAGGAGCCGUUAACCGGGAGCAGUUAUGGUCUGCGCUGAAAGCUGGACAGAUUGACAUGGUGGUCUCGGAUCACUCCCCUUGCACCCCCGAUUUGAAGAAACUGGACAGUGGAGACUUCAUGCAGGCUUGGGGAGGGAUUUCUUCUUUACAGUUUGGCUUGUCUCUGUUCUGGAGUUCAGCCAGUAAGAGAGGUUUUCAGCUGCCUGAUGUUGUGAGGCUUCUGAGCCAAAAAACAGCUCAGCUGUGCGGUCUCGACAGCCAGAAGGGCUGCCUCGCCCCCGGCUAUGAUGCCGACUUGGUCAUAUGGGACCCAGAGAGAGAAUUUGAGAUUCAGGAAGAAAACAUAAACCAUAAAAACAAGCUAACUCCUUACCUCGGCCUCAAACUGCAAGGGGUCGUGUGGGCCACCAUCCUGAGGGGGCGGCUGGUGUACAGAGACGGCAGCUUCUGCCCCGAACCCCUCGGGAAGCAUCUCCUCAUCCCUCAGAGGACCAAUCAGGCGCAACUGUGAAGCACAACAACGAGCUGUCAUAAUAAAGCCACCU